AUGGGAGCCCGAACUCGGAGGAGCAGGGAGCAGCCUCUCCGGCCGCCAGCGCCCGCCCUCUCCCGCUCCGGAGGAGCCCUCCCGGCGGUGCUGGUGCUGCUCGCGCUGCCGGCUGCCUGGGGUGAGAUGCGGGCGGGCGGGCGGGCGUGGGGAGCGGCUCCCGCGGGGUCCACGGAUCCUGGGGUUUCGUUUUCAGGGGGGCUCAUCUUGCGAGAGGGCGAUGCCCUCUGUGACCUCAGACCUGCCUGGCCUCGGGCUAGAGCCGGGUUCCCCUGUGCAGGGUCCUACGCGGUCCCCAGCGCAGGGGAGGGAGAGCGCUGA
This is a messenger RNA of Pipistrellus nathusii (Nathusius's pipistrelle), 321 nucleotides long. The record is from the annotation of a GenBank genome assembly. Lineage: Eukaryota; Metazoa; Chordata; Mammalia; Chiroptera; Vespertilionidae.